This is a messenger RNA of Saccostrea cuccullata (small rock oyster), 1135 nucleotides long. RefSeq lists its product as uncharacterized. Lineage: Eukaryota; Metazoa; Mollusca; Bivalvia; Ostreida; Ostreidae. The transcript is spliced from 3 exons. The record is from RefSeq and is a predicted model, not a curated record. The coding region runs from base 388 to 948 and encodes 186 amino acids.
UCUGAAACAGACACAAGACAGACUUUUCUUCAAUAACCCCCCGGGACAAAACGGAAGCAGUACUUUACGCACGCGACCGCAACAAUUCUUAAAAUCAAAAGCCGUUUUGACAGAUGAUGGCAUGUCAAAAUUUUAUAACGUCGGGCUGAUGUUAUUUAUAACGAAGUUAAACUCUUAUGAAUUAAUUAGCGAUUAUGGUGAUUCGUCAUCCGGAAAAACAAUACAGAACUACAAGUAUAUAAUAAACACCGAGGACUCGUUAAACAAACUGUGUCUUAACAGAGCAACAGAUUACAUCUAGCAACUUGCGGCACUUUCUCAUCAACGAAAGCAAACUAUUUUUGCAGUCCACCGAAGUUUAACUGAUUUUAUUUUUCAAACGAAAUAAUGUACGCCAAAGUUUCUUUGAUUUUAUUUUCCGUCUUUGUACCUGAAGUUGUGUUUGGAGCAUGUCGGAUAUAUCCACAGAACUUACAGGCGGUUCCUGGAAAACCUGUAUCAUUGGACUGUUUAUAUAAGAACUCUAUCCGGGUGGCCUAUCAGGAGACGUACAGAGAUCACGUGACCUGUGAGGACUGUUAUUGUACAGAGACCGGGCUGGAGUGUUGUGGGUUUGGAAGUAACGCAGGGACAGUUCAAAUAGAAGGUUGCAUCGAACAAAGAGAUGGUUGUUAUUCAAAAUUCGUAGAUGCCAGCGACCCCACCAAGCCUUGCCGUGCUACCAUGACAACAACUCAAGCUCCGGUAAAACACGAGCUGGACAACCAAAUAUACAGAAAUCCAUUCUUGAACAAGGAUAACUCACCAUUUAAUAGCUUCGGGAGCCCUAGCUCACUCUCUGGUCCUGAUAACUGGACCAAUGAUGAUCUGGACACGAAGUCCCAGAGGCAACGACAAUACUAUUUGUUUCUGUGGUCCCUCAUUAAUUAUUUCAUGAAUAACAAUUAAUUUAUUAUUGCGUAAUAGAGAUAUAUGAAAUCCAUUUUCCAUUAAUUUAUUGUGAUUUUCUUUAUUUAUUAAAAUAAUUUUUGUACAUUGUAUUUAUUUGUAAAUCAUAAUCUUAUUUAUUUCUAAUCAUCUCUACCUGAAACAUAAAUGUUUUUACAACACUUCAUUUUUGUGUGUUUUAUUUUUU